Lycium ferocissimum is the source of this 2191-nucleotide messenger RNA. Its product is annotated as E3 ubiquitin-protein ligase CCNB1IP1 homolog. The record is from RefSeq and is a predicted model, not a curated record. Lineage: Eukaryota; Viridiplantae; Streptophyta; Magnoliopsida; Solanales; Solanaceae. Gene Ontology annotation, biological process: chiasma assembly. The transcript has 9 exons. The coding region runs from base 449 to 1549 and encodes 366 amino acids.
AAAAGAAAAGUUAAUUUGGAAAAAAAUGUCCCGAUUAUUAUUUACACUUUACACAGCGCGGUUCGGUUCGGGUCAAGGAAACCGUUAUAAAUAAGAAAGUUGCCGCCAUUUCAAAAAUACAAAUAGAUGAUGGAGAGAGAAGCUUCAAUCUGAAAUACAAAUUACAGCUCACAUUUCAUUAUCAAUUAUCCAGUGGAGAUUUCAAAAUCGUGGAUGUUAUUUUGAAGUUGUACAGAUCUAUGUAGUUAGUUUUGGAGUCUCGCUAUUUGGAAUUGAAUUUCAAUCGCUUUGAAUCGUUACUUCGUGUUAUCUGAUUUUCAGGCAUUUCCUUCGCCUGAGUAUUUCAAAGUUUCCGAUCAAAACUUGUGCGAACAAGCCAGUUAUUGUGCUCGUCUGAAGAACUUUGUAUAAUGUGCUAUGAAAUUGACAAUCAUUUCUGAAGGGUGAGAUGAGAUGCAAUGCUUGCUGGCGUGAACUGGAAGGACAGGCCAUCACCAGCACUUGUGGCCACCUCUUCUGCCAGGACGAUGCCAGUAAGAUUCUCAGCAAUGAUGCUGCUUGUCCUAUCUGUGAUCAAGUAUUGUCUAAAAGUCUCAUGAAACCUGUGGACGUCAGUCCAAGUGAUGAAUGGACAAAUAUGGCCAUGGCCGGAAUAUCACCACAGAUAUUGAUGAAGAGUGCCUACAGAAGUGUGACAUUCUACAUAGGGCAAAAGGAAUUGGAAAUGCAAUUCAAGAUGAACAGGAUAGUAGCUCAAUGUCGUCAGAAAUGUGAGAUGAUGCAAGAAAAAUUCUCUGAAAAGUUGGAGCAAGUGCAUACUGCAUACCAGAAAAUGGGUAAAAGGUGCCAAAUGAUGGAACAAGAGAUUGAGAGCUUAUCUAAAGACAAGCAGGAACUCCAAGAAAAAUUUGCUGAGAAAUCCAGGUUCUAUUUACUCCCCACCCCCCAAAAACAAAGAAAUCUAAUGGAACUGCAAAAGUGUGCUCUAAUUAUCCACUAUAAUCUAUUAAAUUUUUGGGGAAUCUGCAAGAGUACACUGUGCUUUUCUACUAGAAUCUGCUAUCAGUUGUACUUAAUCUCAGAAUUAAUAUUGCUCCUUAUCAGGCAAAAAAGAAAACUUGAUGAAAUGUAUGAUCAGUUGAGAGAUGAAUAUGAAUCAGUAAAGCGCUCAGCCAUUCAGCCAAAAAAUUUCUUUUCAAGAACAGAGCCAGAUUUGUUUGCGAAUAAUGCUAAUAUGAUGGACAACAGAGUUCACAUGGGAAAAGAUUGGUCGGUUCGCACUCCUGAAACUCCAGGGCCAAGAGAGGACAUUUGGCCUCCACCAAGACAGAACGGUUCUAACUCUGGCCCUUUCGAUAUCUCUAGUGGCUCCCCUGCAAGACAAUCAGCAAUACCAGUAGAUGCUGGAAACAGAAGGACAGGUGCAAGUUCUAUGCUUGGUGUUGGAACUGGAGCAGGAAACCCCACAAAGACCCUUAGGAAUCUCAUCUUUUCGCCGAUUAAACGACCUCAAGUCUCCCGCAAUCGGCCGCAGAUGUUCGCGUUGUAAGUGGGCAGAUAUUUCAGUUUCAAUAGUGUGGAGAAAUAUAUACUUGAGAUACAACGGCGGAUCAGGUUUCCUGACAUUUUCACUGUGAAUAUUUUAUGCAAUAAAGUGCCAGAUAUUGACAUGCUUGCUGACUUCGCUUGGUGGCAAAGUAAAGCUAAGAUGAUGUGAUGUGAUAUGAUUUACAAUAUAAUAGUUGCAACUUCUCUUACACUGUUAAGUGUAGGAUUCUAAUGCCACUAGAAGUCUUAACUUCUUCAAUAUUCCUUUCUCCUCCCCACUUUUUAAGGGCUAUCCUCAAUCGAAAAGAAUUGGAAAAGAAAAAAGAGGCAAGUGCUCACUAUAGAAUUACAUCCAUUUCUAAUGGAUGCAAGCUUACUAAAAUUAAAAGUAAAAUUACUGUUUACUGCAGUCACAUAGUUAUAUGCUUUACCAGUUCUGAUUUCUAAAGCAGCUAUCACCUCUAUUGAGCUUUACCUCCACACUACCAGUCCCAAAGUACUUCCAAGUUCCAAGUGAAAUUUCUCAAAAAGUACUUCAGAGUAUUGUUACUUUUUUUUUCUUUCUAAAUGUAGUAUGUAAGGGCUGUUUAGAACCUACAUGUGAUCUUCUGAAAUACUUCUAAAUUCAAGUCAUGUUCAUUUU